AUGAAUUUGACAACUUCUGUUAAAUGGAUUUAUACUAAAGGACUUCAGUAUAAUCUUUUUAUGUUAGAAGAACAUGAUUACGAUGACGAUGAUGCUGUUAUCAAAGAUCCAGCUGUUGUACUCAAACAUCAAAAAUAUAAAACUUGGUUAUACGUCGUACUUCUUUCAGUUUGCCUUUAUGUACUAUUCUAUGUUACAUUGAUCAAAAUGGAAUCCAAAACGGUGGUUAUUUCCAAUAUAACGCCUGAUCUUUUCAGACAGUUAUCAUUUGAACACGGUGAAACUCUUUCAUGUCCAUGUAAAACAAUUACAAUACCAUACAGAAAUUUCGUUUUUAAUAAUGUUACAAUGCACCCUGUUUGUUCGAGUAUUUUUGUUGACGAACAAUGGAUUGAAAGAUUAUAUUUUGCAAAUGCUAGUCUCUAUGGUGUUUUCGAUUUUCGGACAACAGCAUUUUCUCAGUUUAAAAUUUUCUCAAAGUUUUGUUCACUUUCGAAAGAAAUGAUUUCCAAAAUUCGGACAGAUCUUAAUAAUACUGAUUUAAUUAGCAUUGAACUUCUUUCUGAAACGCAAGUUCAAUUAGAAUUAGAUGGUAUCACUGCAAUUCAGAAAAAUAAUGCCGUUAGUCAAAUGGUGUCAUUUUUGAAUUAUUUGAGAACGACGAUACAAAGUGAUUAUCUCGUUACAGGCCUUGGUACUAAUUGGUUAAUUCAAUUAAUUAAAUACAAUCAAUGGACUUCUUUGACAGCGGGAACCGCAGUAAAACUUUUCUUGAAUCCUGUUAGCUUUCUAACAUGCAGCUCAAGAAAUUUGAUAAUUGCAGCCACGCUUUCUCCUUUAUCAAAUAUUUCAAUAAGUUUUUCUCAAAGAACUCGACUGCAAGCAUUACCUAAUUCUACAAUUGUCAAAGGCUUUUUUACAGGAUGUACUCCUCUUGAAGCAUUCCUUCAAAGUACAUUAGAAUGCUUAUACGAAAAUGAAUGUCUUCAAAUAUGGUUGAAAUAUUUUCCAGAACUAAACCAAGUUUGUAUAGUACCAUAA
Molecule: messenger RNA, 1041 nt
Organism: Adineta ricciae
Lineage: Eukaryota; Metazoa; Rotifera; Eurotatoria; Adinetida; Adinetidae
Source: the annotation of a GenBank genome assembly